AUGCGGAACAGUUGUAAAUAUGAUUCAACGACGAGCAGUGAACAAUCUUUAACACGUAAAUAUGUUCGUUAUUCAAGUUAUCUUGACAAUAAUCAAGAGAAUAUUUAUCCACAAAAUAAUCGUCGAUUUCCACCAACAUAUUCAUCAUUUCGUAUUGAACCAAAAAUAACCUAUGAUGAAAAAUGGUUAUCAAAUAAACAAUAUAAUUCACGUGUUACUGCUUAUGCUGAAAAACCUGUAGAAAAAAUUAUUAAAAAACCUAUAGUAACAUCUUCAAAACGUAAAUCACCACAAACAAGUACAUAUCAUGAAUCAAAUGGACAAGUUGUUCAUGAACGAAUUUAUCCGCCAACAAAAACAACAAAAUUAUGUUUACGUGUUGCUGUUAAUGGCGCAUCGAAAUCAAUGCGUGGCGAUUUACCAUUAUCAAAUUUAAAUUUAACUAAUGGUGAUUUUGGUGAUGAUGCAGGAAUGUUUUUUGAAAAUCGAGAUAAUUGUUUUGUUGGUUUAGCUGAUGGUGCUGGUGGAAAUCGAUCACUUGGUAUAAAUCCAGCUGAUUUUUCUCGAGCUAUUCUUGCUGCAUGUCGAAGUAUUCUUCGUCAAACAAAUGUACAAACAACUCAAUUACCUCGACUUAUUCUUUCAGCUAUGCAACAAGUUGAAGCAAGCCAUGUUCGAGGUAGUAGUACACUAUGUUUAGUAGCACUUGAUAAACAAAAAAAUUCAUUAUCAACACUUAAUAUUGGCGAUAGUGGUUUUGCUAUUUAUCGUAAUAAUGAACUAUAUUGUCGAUCAAAAUCAACGAUGAAUUCAAAUGGUAGUGGACCAAGACAGUUAUUUGCUGUCAAUGGUUCACUUGGUUUACCAUGUUUUAUUAAUGAAAACGAAGUCUUACGAGAUUGUUCAUUAGAUUCGGUUGAAGUUGAAAAAGGUGAUAUUAUUAUUUUAUCUUCUGAUGGUUUAUGGGAUGUAAUUAAAUCUGAUCAUUUACAACAAAUUGUAGAACGAAAUACGAAUAAACAUUUACAAGAUUUAGCUGAUGAUCUUCUUAGUCAAGCUGCUGAAGGAUAUAUUGCUAACGGACGAGAUGAUAUUUUAGUUAUUGUAUGUAAAGUUGAUUCAGUAUAA
Messenger RNA from Adineta steineri, 1128 nucleotides. NCBI's taxonomy places the organism in Eukaryota, Metazoa, Rotifera, Eurotatoria, Adinetida, Adinetidae. The record is from the annotation of a GenBank genome assembly.